Messenger RNA from Hemiscyllium ocellatum (epaulette shark), 614 nucleotides. RefSeq names its product histone H4. Gene Ontology annotation, cellular component: nucleosome. Lineage: Eukaryota; Metazoa; Chordata; Chondrichthyes; Orectolobiformes; Hemiscylliidae. Gene Ontology annotation, biological process: nucleosome assembly. Gene Ontology annotation, molecular function: DNA binding; protein heterodimerization activity; structural constituent of chromatin. Bases 12 to 323 code for a protein of 103 amino acids. The transcript has a single exon. The record is from RefSeq and is a predicted model, not a curated record.
GAAGAAGCGUGAUGUCUGGAAGAGGUAAAGGAGGCAAAGGCCUGGGAAAAGGCGGAGCGAAGCGGCACCGCAAAGUGCUCCGUGAUAACAUCCAGGGCAUCACGAAACCAGCCAUCCGGCGCCUGGCUCGCCGUGGCGGGGUCAAGCGCAUCUCGGGCUUGAUCUACGAGGAGACCCGCGGGGUGCUGAAGGUUUUCCUGGAGAAUGUGAUCAGGGAUGCGGUCACCUACACUGAGCACGCCAAGCGCAAGACGGUCACCGCCAUGGAUGUGGUGUACGCUCUGAAACGCCAGGGCCGCACUCUUUAUGGAUUCGGCGGCUGAGGAUAAACACCCCCUUUUCCAUGGAACACAAAGGCUCUUUUCAGAGCCACCCAAACCCUCCGAAAGAGAGCGGAGACCGGAGGACGGGGAAGGCAGCGCAUACUGAAGGAACCUCCGUACUGAUAUCAAUGUGUACUUAGCUGUCUAUGCCAUGAAUAAUAAUUUGUUUUUAUUUAUUGUGGAACCCAGAUGUUGAUGUUACAUAUUAUGCUAUUUAUAUUUCCCAGGCAUACCACUCAGUUUUGUUACUGGGAGCCUGCAGAUGUUUAGACUAGAUUAUUUAUGUGGCGU